Messenger RNA from Corylus avellana, 1124 nucleotides. RefSeq names its product ER membrane protein, putative (DUF962). Gene Ontology annotation, biological process: sphingoid catabolic process. Gene Ontology annotation, cellular component: endoplasmic reticulum. NCBI's taxonomy places the organism in Eukaryota, Viridiplantae, Streptophyta, Magnoliopsida, Fagales, Betulaceae. The record is from RefSeq and is a predicted model, not a curated record.
AUGGUCGUCAAAAGCAAGGGGAACUUCCAACGUGCUCUUUCCUCUGGUUUUUCAGCUAAACCCAUCUUCUUGUCCUCCUCUUUAUACCCGUUUUCUUUCGUUUUUUCUUUUCUCACCAACUUUCCCAGAAAUUUUUUCUGUUCAUAGCUCAGAGCCACAUCCUGUUUUCCGAGAAAGAUUUCAUGGGCAAAACGGGGUUGUUUGAUCUUGAGAGGCAUUUUGCCUUCUAUGGGGCAUACCACAGCAACUCAAUCAAUGUUCUGAUACACACCUUCUUCGUGUGGCCAAUCUUUUUCACCGCCCUGGUUCUUUUGUACUUUACGCCUGCUCUCUACACUCCCUCACCUCAGAUUGGGCUUUUCCAAUCUGGAUUCCUGGUUUUUAAUUUUGGGUUCUUGUUGACUCUGAUAUAUGCCUUGUUCUAUGUGGCUUUUGAUAAGAAAGCUGGGGCUUUGGCUGCUUUGCUGUGUUUUGUCUGUUGGGUUGGAGCUAGUUUCCUUGCUAGUCGGCUUGGGUUUUCUCUGGCGUGGAAGGUUGUACUAGCAGCUCAGUUGUUAUGUUGGACUGGACAGUUCAUUGGCCAUGGAGUGUUUGAGAAACGAGCACCAGCUCUUCUGGACAACCUCCUUCAAGCCUUCCUAAUGGCUCCUUUCUUUGUAUUGCUUGAGGUUCUUCAGACAUUUUGUGGAUAUGAACCGUAUUCAGGGUUCCAUGCGAGUGUGAAAGCAAAGAUAGAUGCAGAUAGAAAAGAAUGGCAGAGCAAGAAACAAAAGAAAAAUUCCUAAGCCUGAACAUUUCAUGUUUGGGCGAUGAGAAAUGCUAUACACAUUCCCACUCUCACACUCUCAAAUGCAAACCCCCUAACGUGGCAUUUAAAAUUACCAUUGGAUUCAAAAUUCAAUAAUAAUCAAUUCAAAAUCUAAUGAUGAUUUUUAGUGCUAUAUCAAAGAGUAUGCAUUUGAGAGUAUAAAAGUGGGAUUGUAUAGCAUUUCUUUUGGGCUGACAGCUACUUUGCCUAGUCCUUUGUAAAGGACCAUAGAAUUGGUUUGUACCGUAAUGUAAUUGAACUAUUGUAACAAAUAUUCAGCUUUUUAUAAAUAACUUUCCGCACACUUCUUAAUAGA